GAAGGGCAGCGUGAGAAGCAAGGAGGGGCCGCUCGCACCGCCUCGCUUGCUCGCUCUCCAUUGCCGAGCCCGGCCCGUUUCGGGGGAAGGAGGGAGGAAACUCCGCCUUCUCCUGAGCCACCGGGUCGGACUUUCGGAGCGGUUUCGAAGGCGGCGGCGGCCUUAUUUUGACGGAAGGGAACCAUUGCUGAGGGCAGAAAGUGAGCCUUGAAGAGGCGGGCCCUCUCUUCCUCCUCGCAACAGGUUUCCUCAGCAGGCCGCUCCUUCUCCUUCUCCUCAGGCGCGAUUAUAAAGGGAAACAUCCAUCACAACUCGCCUCAAUGCGGUUCGGGGCCAAGAUGAUGCCGAUGUUUCUUACAGUGUACCUCAGUAACAAUGAGCAACACUUCACGGAAGUGCCAAUCACCCCAGAAACUACAUGCAGAGAUGUUGUGGAUUUAUGUAAAGAACCUGGUGAGACUGAAUGUCAUCUCGCAGAAGUGUGUUGUGGCUCAGAACGCCCUGUAGCUGAUAAUGAGCGCAUGUUAGAUCUUCUGCAGCGCUAUGGAGUUCAAAGAAGUGAGGUUCGGUUCUUUCUGCGUCAUGAAAGGUCCCCUAAUUGGGAAACUGGAGGUGGGCCAAGACUGCAGGAUCCAAGCUCAAAAAGAAAUGGUGUAAAAAUGGUUAGUGAACGAAGAAUAGAGAAUGGAAUCAAUGCUCCUCGGAUGGAUAUGACUCUGGCAGAACUGCAGGAAAUGGCAUCACGACAGCAGCAGCAAAUAGAGGCACAACAGCAAAUGUUGGCAAACAAGGAGCAGCGGCUAAAAUUUUUGAAACAGCAGGAUCAACGGCAGCAACAACAAGCUGCAGAGCAAGAAAAGCUAAAAAGAUUGAAAGAAAUUGCUGAGAACCAGGAAGCCAAGUUGAAGAAAGUGAGAGCACUGAAAGGCCACGUUGAACAGAAACGGCUCAGUAAUGGAAAACUAGUGGAGGAGAUUGAGCAGAUGAACAGUUUGUUCCAGCAAAAACAACGAGAACUGGUACUGGCUGUGUCAAAGGUGGAAGAACUUACUAGGCAGUUGGAGAUGCUGAAGAAUGGCCGGAUUGAUGGUUACCACGACAACCAGUCUGCUGUAGCGGAACUUGACCGUCUGUACAAGGAGCUUCAGCUAAGGAACAAACUGAACCAAGAGCAGAAUGCCAAGCUGCAGCAACAGAGGGACUGCUUAAACAAACGCAACUCAGAGGUGGCAGUUAUGGAUAAGCGUGUUAAUGAGUUGAGGGAACGGCUGUGGAAGAAGAAGGCUGCUCUACAGCAAAAGGAGAAUGUACCGGUGACUCCUGAUGGUAAUCAGCCACAACCAGUGGUAUCUACUCCAAGUCGCGUGGCAGCAGUUGGUCCUUACAUCCAGUCUUCCACCAUGCCACGAAUUGCCUCAAGGAAUGAACUUUUAGUGAAGCCAGCCUUUCCGGAUGGGACUUCAACCUUACAAGCCUCUGAUAGUUCCUUGAAAACCCAGACUUUACCAAACAUGAGACCUGGGAUUCUUUCGCAAAUGAAAGCUUCUGGUGGUAUGACAGCUGCUGGUUUGAAACCACCACUCACCAUCAAUGACUGGAAUAAUUCAAAUGCUGAUAACUUUAUCAACCAGGGACUGACUUCUUCAGUGAUAAAAGCCAAUGGCAACAUUGAAGGGCCAGUUGGUGAGGGAGAUGCUCCUCUUAGAGAAAGAGAGAAGAAAGUACGUCCCUUUUCUAUGUUUGAUUCUGUUGAAUCAAAUGGAGGUAAUGGAGCCCCUACAACACUGAGGAAAAACCAGAGUAGUGAAGACCUGCUGCGUGAUGGCCAGAUGGGCACUAAGAAUAUGGCGAAAGUACCACCACCUGUUCCCACCAAACCAAAGCAGAUCAACUUACCUUACUUUGGUCAAGCCAGUCAGCUGUCCUCCAUAGAUGUUAAGCCAGACAGUAAUGCACAAAAGCUGCCCCUGGCAAUAGCAGCUGUUGGAAGCAAGCAGAAACCUCCUCCUCCACUCACACCCCCAGCAUCCCAGCCAGUCCAGCAAAGAAUCUGCGUGUCACCAAGCGGGCCUCCUCCUAAUCCAGAUCUGGCUCUUUCUAAACAAGAGAGUCCUCCUGCAGUUGCCGUGAAACCUUUCACACCUCAGCCAUCCAAAGAGGCCCCCCCACCUCCCUUCCGGAAGCCACAAACUGUGGCUGCAAGUUCAAUCUACAGUAUGUACACAAAACAGCAGACUCCAGGGAAGAACUUUCAACAAGCUGUGCAGAGUGCACUGACAAGGGCCCAAACCAGAGGACCACAUUUUCCAAGUGUGUAUGGAAAGCCAGUUAUUGCUGGAACUGGCCUCCCAAAUCAACAGCAGCAAAUGGAGAAUAUUUAUUCAAACACUCAAGGAAAACCCUCCAGUCCAGAGCCUGAAAUGGAGACCACAGCUUCAGCCAAUGAAAACAAUGAAACAGAACGUAUUCCUCGCCCACUUAGUCCAACCAAGCUUUUGCCUUUCUUGUCAAAUCCUUAUAGAAAUCAAAGUGAUGCAGAUCUCGAAGCCCUUCGGAAGAAGCUGUCCAAUGCACCACGACCAUUGAAGAAACGUAGUUCCAUUACUGAGCCAGAGGGGCCUAAUGGGCCUAAUAUUCAAAAGCUGUUGUACCAGAGAACAACUUUGGCUGCUAUGGAGACUAUAUCAGCCCCGUCAUACCCAUCAAAGCAAACUUCGGUAGCCAUUACUGAAGACUCAACAGAAAUCCCAAACCCUUACCUAAGCACAGAAGUUGUGAAAGAGGUGGUUCUUCCUCCGCCUGAGCCAGCUAUUGCAGAAGAGGCAGAAAGUCCAAAUACUGAUCAGAGCACAUAUGCUUUCCCUUCAUCAGGACUAGAUAGUGUUCCUGAGAACAUACCCGACAAUACAUCCAUUACUCAGCCUGAAAUGGAGGAACCAAGUCUAGAUGUACCCUUGCCUAUGGAAAUGUAUAUGGAGGAGUAUCCUCCCUAUCCACCACCUCCAUAUCCUUCAGGAGAGCCAGAGACUUUGGCAGAGGACUCGUUUAGUAUGCGGCCUCCUGAGGUUACUGGACAGUUCUCUUUACCACCUGGUAAGAGGACAAACCUACGUAAAAUCGGAUCAGACAGGAUUGACCAUGGAAUGCGAGUGAAAUUCAAUCCCCUUGCUUUGCUUCUAGAUUCCUCUCUUGAGGGAGAAUUUGAUCUUGUACAGCGAAUCAUUUAUGAGGUUGAAGAUCCCAGCUUGCCCAAUGAUGAGGGUAUCACUGCGCUGCACAAUGCUGUGUGUGCUGGUCACACAGAAAUUGUAAAAUUCCUGGUACAGUUUGGUGUAAAUGUAAAUGCUGCAGAUAGUGAUGGAUGGACCCCAUUGCACUGUGCAGCAUCUUGCAAUAAUGUCCAAGUGUGCAAAUUUUUAGUGGAAUCAGGUGCUGCUGUUUUUGCCACAACCUACAGUGAUAUGCAGACUGCAGCAGAUAAAUGUGAAGAAAUGGAAGAAGGUUAUACACAGUGUUCUCAGUUCCUCUAUGGAGUUCAAGAGAAAAUGGGAAUAAUGAACAAAGGAGUGGUCUAUGCUCUGUGGGAUUAUGAAGCUCAGAAUGAUGAUGAACUGUUUAUGAAAGCAGGAGACUGCAUGACAGUUCUUCGCCGGGAAGAUGAAGAAGAAAUAGAGUGGUGGUGGGCACAGUUAAGUGACAAAGAAGGAUAUGUGCCACGUAAUUUACUUGGGCUGUAUCCAAGGAUUAAGCCAAGGCAAAGAAGCUUGGCAUGAAAACACGUGGAAGCAAUUUUCUGAUGUGCCAGCCACAAGAUGAAUUUAUCUCUUUUAAUAGAAAAGAAUGCAUUCUCUUUGUGUUUACAUCAGUUUCAUGAGAUUUACAAUGUGACAUGAAAGCAAUGCUGAAUAUGCUAUGAAAACAGAUGAAGGAUUGAUUGCAUUCACAAAUGGUGGAAAAUACUCCCCAGUCUGGAAUGCUACUUUGAAGCAAAUGGAUAUGGUCCUGUUUAGGUAGAUUAAUCUUAAUCAAUGUUCUUUUUCUGCGGAUGGGUUUGUUUAUCUUUGUGAUAUACUGUCAAGAGAGAACUCAAUUUCUUCCUCUAAACCAGUUAUUCUCGAACUUGAGUCCCAGAUGUUAACUGGAUUUCAAGUCCCAGCUAAUAUGGCCUGAGUCAAGGAUUCUGAGAGCUGUUCUCUAGUAACAUCAAAAUUGGGAACCACUGUUCUAAACAAACUAUUUCUUACACUCUUGCAUUUUCUCCUCUGUAGCAGGGCCAAUGUAAGUCAGAUUAUUUUCAUACAGAAACUAAUAAUAUACAUUCUGAUUAUAGGAUGUCUUAGUAGCAGAGGUAACAUUAUAAAAGUAAUGUAAUGCAUCUUAAAUUAAGGACCUAAACCAUUUUUGAGCAAUAAUGUUAAGAGUGCGGUAGCAUUUUAGAGUUCCAGAAUAUUUGGAAUAUAUGCUGUACCACUAGUAUUGUAGCUCAUAGAGUGUUUUUUUAAAAAAUUGUCCUCUUGUCUUUUGUAACAUGGAUAUUAAACAUAGAAAAAACCUGUGUAGACUACAUCUUACAUUUUUGUUACAAUUACCUUUUUAUUCUUAACUGUGAUUAAAUUUUGGUCUUAAAAAUA
This is a messenger RNA of Anolis carolinensis (green anole), 4631 nucleotides long. It is a transcript of the gene tp53bp2, whose product is annotated as tumor protein p53 binding protein 2. The coding region runs from base 321 to 3773 and encodes 1150 amino acids. Gene Ontology annotation, cellular component: nucleus. The transcript has 18 exons. The record is from RefSeq and is a predicted model, not a curated record. Gene Ontology annotation, biological process: signal transduction; regulation of apoptotic process. NCBI's taxonomy places the organism in Eukaryota, Metazoa, Chordata, Lepidosauria, Squamata, Anolidae. Gene Ontology annotation, molecular function: p53 binding.